This is a messenger RNA of Dunckerocampus dactyliophorus (ringed pipefish), 1571 nucleotides long. Its product is annotated as betaine--homocysteine S-methyltransferase 1-like. Lineage: Eukaryota; Metazoa; Chordata; Actinopteri; Syngnathiformes; Syngnathidae. The coding region runs from base 98 to 1291 and encodes 397 amino acids. The transcript is spliced from 8 exons. Gene Ontology annotation, molecular function: zinc ion binding; betaine-homocysteine S-methyltransferase activity. The record is from RefSeq and is a predicted model, not a curated record.
GCUUGGGGUGGAUUUAAAGAGGUGCUUUGGCCAAUUUGACUGUCUGUUUCAACCUGCCAAAGUCUGAGCAGUCAGGGGUCCACGCAGCUCUGGGAAUAUGGCACCGGUAAAGAAGGGAAUCUUGGAGCGUCUCAACGCUGGCGAGGUUGUGAUUGGCGAUGGUGGCUUCGUCUUUGCUCUGGAGAAGAGAGGCUACGUGAAGGCGGGUCCCUGGACCCCCGAGGCCGCCGCUGAGCACCCUGAAGCAGUGCGCCAGCUGCACAGAGAGUUUCUGAGGGCAGGGGCCAAUGUCAUGCAGACCUUUACCUUCUACGCCAGUGACGACAAGCUGGAGAACAGGGGCCAGAGCCUGAAGCUGACGGGCACCCAAAUAAACGAGGCCGCCUGCGAUCUGGCCCGCGAGGUUGCCAACGAGGGCGACGCUUUGGUGGCAGGAGGCGUGUCUCAGACGCCAUCCUACCUGAGCUGCAAGAGUGAGACCGAAGUGAAGGCCAUCUUCAAAAGGCAACUGGACGUGUUCAUCAAGAAGAACGUGGACUUUCUGAUUGCUGAGUACUUUGAGCACGUUGAGGAGGCUGUGUGGGCCGUGGAGGUGCUGAAGGGUACAGGAAAGCCUGUGGCUGCUUCUUUGUGCAUCGGACCAGAGGGCGACAUGCACGGUGUCUCGGCUGGAGAGUGCGCUGUCAGGCUGGUCAAAGCUGGUGCCCAGAUCGUGGGUGUCAACUGCCACUUUGACCCUCUGACCUGUGUGAAGGCUGUCAAGAUGAUGAAGGAGGCCGUGGAUAAGGCCGGUCUGAAGGCUCACUACAUGGUGCAGCCCCUGGCCUUCCACACCCCAGACUGCAACUGCCAGGGAUUCAUCGACCUGCCGGAAUUCCCCUUCGGUCUGGAGCCCAGGAUCCUGACCCGCUGGGACAUGCACCAGUACGCCAGGGAGGCCUACAAUGCUGGCAUCCGCUUCAUUGGCGGCUGCUGCGGAUUUGAGCCAUACCACAUCAGGGCUGUGGCAGAGGAACUGGCAGUGGAGAGGGGAAUGUUGCCCCCUGGUUCGCAGAAACAUGGCAUGUGGGGCGCUGGUCUGGAGAUGCACACAAAACCCUGGGUCAGAGCAAGAGCCCGCCGUGACUACUGGGAGAACCUGAAGCCAGCUUCUGGUCGUCCACAGUGUCCCUCCAUGUCCUCCCCAGAUGGCUGGGGUAUCACCAAAGGCCACUCUGCGCUCAUGCAGCAGAAAGAAGCCACCUCUCAGCAGCAACUCAAGGAGCUGUUUGAGCGCUCAAAGAGCCAUUGAGUCAACUAAUCGCCCCACCUUUACCUCAGACCUGACAGAUUCUUGUAAACAGCCGUGGACUACCACACAUGCACUAAACUGUGCAAACGUCUCCGCCCUGUUGACCUCUCAGGGGCCCUGACCCUCACUCAAAAAUGGCAUUGUUGCAUGUGUUGAUUGUAAGCUGCUGUAUGAAGCCACACUGGCACUCAGGUUUGGAGCCGGUCCCUAUAGAAGAUCGGGACCCUUUAUUUUCAAUAACACAGGACCAGUUUGUAAAAUAAAAUGAGACCUAAGGAAA